This is a messenger RNA of Didymodactylos carnosus, 243 nucleotides long. NCBI's taxonomy places the organism in Eukaryota, Metazoa, Rotifera, Eurotatoria, Philodinida, Philodinidae. The record is from the annotation of a GenBank genome assembly.
AUGUUUAAUUGGAUACGUGAUACCCUUCAAUCAUCAACACCGGUAGACGACAAUCAUUCGAGAAAAUUAGGUACAAUUGAGCCUGAACGAACACAAAUGAAUAUAUCCUCCAUCGACCAACAACCAUUGUUACCUUUAACAUCAUCAUUUCAUCAGCGACGACAGCCAUUACCACAACAUACAGCUUCAUUAAAAAGUAGUGACAAAAUUUCUCAAGGUAUUAAGCAUGUGUGGUUGAUUUAG